Hemibagrus wyckioides is the source of this 9441-nucleotide messenger RNA. It is a transcript of the gene col5a3a, whose product is annotated as collagen, type V, alpha 3a. The transcript is spliced from 67 exons. Gene Ontology annotation, molecular function: extracellular matrix structural constituent. NCBI's taxonomy places the organism in Eukaryota, Metazoa, Chordata, Actinopteri, Siluriformes, Bagridae. The record is from RefSeq and is a predicted model, not a curated record. The coding region runs from base 216 to 5846 and encodes 1876 amino acids.
AGAGAGAGAGAGAGGGAGAGAGAGAGAGAGCUGGAUGGAGAGGGAGACAGUGCAGCCAGGACACUUGGGGAACGAGGACACUUCUAAACCGGACACUCCGUCUUCACCUCUGCACCGGGCUUCACUGUAACUUUGUCCUGUCUCCUUUUCUUCCGCCGGCGCAUGGCUUCAGUGUAAUCCCCGCGUCUUCUGUCCGGAACUUUGCGCUGUUCAACAUGAACCGAGGGACGGGGAGAGAAGAGAGAGUGUUUCUGGCUCUCCUCAUCAUUUUACACACCGCCACAACGCAUGCGGGUAACCUGAUUGAUGUCCUGCGUGUGCUGGAACUGUCUGAUCGCAUGGAGGGCGUGUCCAUGGAGGCGGGGCUAUGUACACAUAGAGUUGACACAGAGGAAGUGGACAUGGCUUUCAGGAUAGAUAAAAAGAUCCAACUCAGUGCUCCGACACAGCAGCUCUUCCCAGACUCGGCUUUUCCUGAAAACUUCUCCCUAAUGACGACGGUGCGGGCAAAGAAGAACGCUCAGGUCUUCUUGAUGUCCAUGUACGAUGAACAGGGCGUGCAGCAGCUCGGACUGGAGCUGGGAAGAUCACCUGUCUUUCUGUACGAGGACCACAGGGGACAGCCGACCCCUGACUUCUACCCCACCUUCAAGAAGAUCAACCUGGCUGAUGGAAAGUGGCACCGGAUUGCUUACAGCAUAAACGGCAAGUCAGUCACACUGUAUCUGGACUGUAAGAAGGUGGAGACUCUGGAGCUGCACCGUGGAGAUGACUCUGUGGUCCGCACCGAUGGCGUUACCGUGUUCGGGACCAGGCUACUGGACGAGGAAGUGUUUGAGGGAGAUAUCCAGCAGCUGCUUAUUGUGGACGACCCCCAAGCUGCGGAAGAGUACUGUCAUCACUACAUCCCAGACUGUGACUCUCCUCUGCCUUACCGUACCCAGAACUACGAACCUGAGGAGCCCAAUCCCAGCAAGCUUGUUGAUGUCGUGCAAGGCGACGAACCGGAGGCACCAAAGAAGAAAAAAGGCAAGAAGGGCAAGAAGAACAAAAAUAAGAAGGGCCGUUCAAAGAAAGGGGGAAAGAAAGAGUCGCGGAAGAAGAGGAAGGAGGCGGAAGCUCUGGAGGAAGGAUUUCUCGAGGUGUCCAAUCAUCAGCUUGAAUAUCUCAGUCGAGAUGUAACACCGGCUGUGACCGAACCCACGCCGGCUGUGACAACUCCAAACACCACCACCGAGCAGACAGACUCCAUCCCCGAGAUGCCCACGCACGAGCCAGACUCAUUACCUACUACAUCACCUGAAGACGUCACCGUAUCCCCCAGUGCAUUGCCCCAGUCUACUCAGGCUGAGGUGGAGGAGGAAAAGCCGAUAAAAACACCCGAGGUUGAGGAAAGCAUCGAGGACAUUUACAGCAGCCCAUAUGACCAUGACCUCUCUGUCUCCACGGUAACAGUGGGCACCAACAUCAGCGAGUAUGAGACCUUUGAGUACGAGGAUUUUAGGAACAGCACUGAGAGCGCAGAGCAGUACGAGGAGUACGAGACCUACGAGGAUCGCUACGGACCGGCGGAGAGAGGGGGAGUGGGGACCUGGGAUGGUCAGGGAAGACAGGGUUUAGUGAAAGGCCAGAAAGGAGAACCAGCCAUUCUCGAACCGGGCAUUUUAAUCGAGGGACCUCUCGGACCACCGGGACCUGCUGGUCUUCCAGGCUUUCCAGGAGUAACAGGCCCCCCAGGACCUCCUGGAGACCCGGGUGAAAUGGGCCCUGAGGGACGUCCUGGCCUCGCAGGGGCUGAUGGGAUACCAGGUCCUCCAGGAACCAUGUUCAUGUUGCCGUUUCAUUACGCCGAUGAUUCUCGGAAAGGCCCGGUGCUGUCGGCUCAGGAGGCGCAGGCUCAUGCCAUCCUCCAGCAGACCAGAAUUUCACUGAAGGGACCUACAGGUCCACUGGGACUGACGGGCAGACCGGGACCCAUGGGCCUCCCAGGUUCCAGUGGACUUAAAGGAGACAGCGGGGACGCUGGUCCUCCGGGGCCACGUGGGUUGCCAGGUCCUCCGGGUAUGGUGGGGAAGCUGGGCAAGCGGGGUCGAUCGGGAGCAGAUGGAGGUCGAGGAGCUCCAGGAGAGACGGGAGCGAAGGGUGACAGGGGCUUUGAUGGACUACCAGGGCUUCCAGGGGACAAAGGACACAGAGGGGAUCGAGGAAAGCCAGGACAGUCUGGUCCACUGGGGGAAUCCGGUGAGAAGGGUGCAGAUGGACCUGUAGGACCAAGAGGACAACCAGGUGAACCUGGACCGAGAGGACUUGUAGGACCCAGAGGACCGCCUGGACCAACUGGACAGCCUGGGAUACGUGGCGUGGAUGGUAUUCAAGGCCUUAAAGGCAACCCGGGUCCGUCAGGAGAGCACGGUCCUCCAGGACAGCAGGGGAACCCAGGAGUGCAGGGAUUUCCAGGUCCUCAGGGUCCUAUCGGCAUGCCUGGAGAAAAGGGACCGCAGGGAAAGACGGGAAUCCAGGGACUUCCUGGGAUUGACGGUCCUACGGGACAUCCAGGCAGAGAGGGACCAGCUGGAGAGAAGGGACUACCGGGAUUAGUCGGAGCUCAGGGGCCGAUCGGAUACCCGGGGCCUCGAGGAGUUAAGGGUGCUGACGGUGUACGAGGUCUGAAAGGAAGCAAAGGAGAGAAGGGAGAAGAUGGCUUCCCGGGGACCAAAGGUGACAUGGGAGCUGAAGGAGAUCGAGGUGACAGUGGGCCUACUGGACCCCGUGGUGAAGACGGACCAGAGGGGUUUAAGGGCCAGUUAGGGCCUAUUGGAGAACCCGGACCUGCAGGGAUCGCUGGAGAAAAGGGCAAACUCGGUGUCCCAGGCUUACCCGGCUAUCCAGGAAGACAGGGCCUUAAGGGAUCUGUCGGCUUUCCAGGAGUGUCGGGCAUGCCAGGAGAGAAGGGGAAGAGGGGAUCUGCAGGUACAGCAGGUGCAGCAGGUGAAAGAGGUCCAAAUGGGGCACGCGGAGGCCGAGGGCCACGAGGAGCUACAGGAGCCCCGGGAGCCAAGGGCUCGUCUGGCCACGACGGCCCACCGGGUCCCACUGGAGACAAGGGUCCUCCAGGACCACAGGGACAGAACGGAUAUCCAGGACCCAAGGGACCAAAUGGCCCUACAGGAAAGGAUGGGUUGCCAGGUCAUCCAGGCCAAAGGGGGGAGCCGGGAUUCCAAGGAAAAACAGGACUACCAGGACCUGUCGGAGUGGUCGGACCACAGGGCAAGACUGGAGAGACUGGACCAAAUGGGGACAGAGGUCACCCUGGGGCACCAGGACCUCCUGGAGAGCAAGGUCUACCUGGAACAGCAGGCAAAGAAGGUUCCAAGGGUGAUCCGGGCCCCAUGGGGAUUCCUGGAAAGAGUGGUCCUGGUGGGCGCCGUGGGUUUAGAGGCAGUCGAGGCAUGCCAGGCUCCACGGGUGCUGCAGGUUUGAAAGGUGAACAAGGACCUCCUGGUGCUGCAGGAGCAAUUGGUGCUACUGGUGAGAGAGGGCCUUCUGGGCCGGCUGGUGGGAUUGGUCUUCCUGGCCGUGCUGGAGGAGUCGGGUCUGCUGGACCAAUGGGCGAGAAGGGAGAACCAGGAGAGAAAGGACCUACAGGUCCUGCUGGGCAGGACGGAGAACCAGGGUCAGUCGGCCUACCAGGACCUGCUGGACCACCUGGUCCACCAGGGGAGGAUGGUGAUAAGGGAGAAACUGGAGGUCCAGGCCAGAAAGGAAGCAAAGGAGACAAAGGAGAAUCGGGACCUCCAGGACCAACAGGAAGUGUAGGACCUAUUGGACCACCUGGGCUACUGGGUCUGGAUGGGGAGCCAGGGCCCCGGGGCCAACAGGGGAUGAACGGACAGAAAGGUGAUGAAGGACCUCGAGGACUUGUAGGUGCCACCGGGCCACCAGGCCUGCAGGGAAUGCCUGGACCCCCGGGAGAGAAGGGAGAGAGCGGUCAUGUUGGACCACUGGGCCCCCCAGGACAACCCGGUCCCAGAGGUCCUGUGGGAUCCACCGGCAGAGAGGGUCCUCAGGGGAUGCCCGGUGGAAUCGGACAGCCUGGUUUAGUAGGAGAAAAGGGUGAAGUGGGAGAAUCGGGGAAUCCAGGAAACGUGGGUGAAACAGGCCCUCCUGGUGAGAAAGGAGACGUGGGUGAGAAAGGGGACACGGGUGCCCCCGGCGCCGCUGGACCACCCGGUGUCCGAGGCCCACCUGGAGAGGACGGACCCAAAGGAAACCCGGGCCCCAUUGGAUUUCCUGGAGACCCAGGACCUUCUGGAGAAGCAGGUCCAAAUGGUAUUGAUGGUGGACCAGGAGCAAAGGGAGAUAACGGAGAGCCUGGGAAAGCUGGACCACCAGGGGCUUCUGGAGAACCGGGACCACCUGGAGCACCAGGGCGGAGGGGUCAUGUAGGUGCUGCAGGGUUCGAAGGAAAACAGGGGAAGAAAGGAGCAAAGGGCUCACCUGGCUCAGAGGGUCCACCUGGAAAGACAGGUCCCCUAGGACCCCAAGGACAACCUGGAAGGCCUGGUCCAGAGGGACCACGUGGGAUCCCAGGCCCUGCAGGAGAACAGGGUUUAAACGGUCCCCCCGGACAGACUGGACCUCCCGGCCCUAUGGGACCUGCUGGACUGCCAGGACUGAAAGGAGAUCCAGGCACCAAGGGAGAUAAGGGUCACGGAGGAUUGAUCGGACUCAUCGGCCCUCCAGGUGACAUGGGGGAGAAGGGUGACCGAGGCUUGCCUGGAAAUGAGGGUAUACCUGGUCCUAAAGGAGAUGGGGGAGUUGUUGGAUCUGCUGGUCCUACUGGGCCUCCUGGACCUCCUGGACUUUCUGGUGCCAUGGGUGAGAAAGGAUCCAAAGGAGAUGAGGGAGCCGUCGGCCCGAGAGGAGACCCAGGACCUGCAGGCCCACCAGGACUACCUGGUCCAGCAGCCACCCUGAUCGAGCCGCUGCCCAUCCGAGAGGGACGCAAGAAGCGCAGGAGGAACUCGGACCGCACCAGAGGAGGAACCGGAGCAGAAGACGCAGCCGCAGAAGACGAGCAGGAAGCCGAGGUUCACCUGAACAUGGAGGACUUCCUGCAGGCUGAUGCGCCUCUGGAAGAUGCAGAGGGCAUGGAGGAGGUGUUCGCUUCACUGAACUCCAUGAAGAUGGAAGUGGAGCUGAUGAGGAAGCCUCUGGGAACGUUCGAGAGUCCGGCUCGCACCUGCAAAGAGCUGAUGAUGUGCCACCCGCAUUUUAAAGAUGGUGAAUAUUGGAUUGACCCAAAUCAGGGCUGCAAUAAAGAUUCCAUCAAGGUGUUCUGCAACUUCACGGCCGACGGGGAAACCUGUCUCCACCCGGAUAAACGAAUCGAAACGGUGAAGCUCGCAGCCUGGAGCAAGGAGAAGCCGGGGAGCUGGUACAGCCGCUACAGGAGGGGCAAACAGUUCUCCUAUAUAGACGCUGACGGCAUCAUGGUCCCUGUGGUCCAGCUGACCUUCCUGAAGCUUCUGAGCGCGACAGCCAGACAGAGCUUCACCUACAUCUGCCAGAACUCGGCCGGCUGGUACGACGCCACCAGCCACGGGCACCAGCAUGCCCUGCGCUUCCGUGCCAGCAACGACGAGGAGAUGGCGCACGACAAGACGCCCUUUAUAACACCUCUGUAUGACGGCUGCCAGACACGUAAAGGUCAGGACAGGACGGUGCUGGAGAUCAACUCUCCGAGAUCGGAGCUGCUUCCCGUGGUCGACGUUUCUGCAUCAGACUUUGGGAAUAACAACCAGAAGUUCGGCUUCCAGAUCGGACCUGUGUGUUUUAACGGUUAACUAAAGUGAGACACGGGACUCAAGACUUCAUCUGUACCACACGCAAUAUUUAUUUUUUUAUGUAGUGUGCAUGCGGCGGUACUGUGGCAUGCAUUUUGUUUGUUUUGUUGUUGUUGUUUUUUUGUUUUGUUUUUUGGUAAACAAAACUGCAGAGGUGCCAGGAUCGACCCUUGAGGAAGCAAACAAAGCAGAAGUUUCCAUGUGUGUGGACUUUUUAAAAAAUUCUUUGUGUGUUUGCUUGUGGUGUGAAUGAAUUAUUAAGCCAACUCCACUUGGAGGCAACUCCAAAUAACAACCACCCCAUCUUGCCCACAUGGUCCACGUUACGGGCCACUUAGCGCACACUGUAGCAGCAGACUUUCUUGCUUGUUUGUUGUUAUGUAUAAUGUAAUUCUGAAUUAAUUUGCCACUUGAGGGAUUGGCUACAAUGUUGAGGAGUACGUAUUUAAAUAUUUUAUUUUCCCUCGCUUAAAUACAGCACCGGGGGCAGAUGGAAGUAGUUAUACCUCAGAACAGUUUUGACAAGGAAACGCCGCCCGGAUCCAGUUAAUUGUUCUCUUAGAUGCUUCCUGUCACACAUCAGCUUUGCAGCGCUGCUCAUCUUUAAUCAGUGUGUCAUAAUAAAUAAACAGCGCCAUACGCCACUCGUGCUUCCAGCAGGGUGGGUUGUGUGUAUCUACCCUGCGACUGUUCUUAUUAAUGACAAACAGUAGCCUCUUGACGCAGGUCCCUCGGGUCGUUUUAUCAGGUCCGGUCACAUGGUUGGCAUUUGAUUAGUCCGUAUUUCUACAGAGUAGAGCAAAUUGCUUGGGUUCUAGAGUUGGAAUAAUAAUAACGCUGGGGUUAGUAUGUAGUGUUGCUGUUCUCUGAAACAUGUUUUUAUUGUUGAGGGUUAAGUGCCUUGCUCAAGGGUCCAACAUUGGUAGCUUGUAGGACCUGGGAUUUGAAGUCACAACCUUCCAGUCAGUAGUCCAACAUCUAGUAAGCAACCAGUUUCCGGUUAAAAUUUCAGCCCUGGGGAUUUAUUACUGAACUUCAUGACAAUAAAAAUAAUAUCCCAAUCUUAGAAAAUAGGUUAAAGCUAGGAUACUGAAGCAUUCUUGUAUUUUUUCCCACUUGAAUGAUUUUCUAUAGAUGCCUACAACAGUGUGUUCCUCCAUAAAGCCAGGCUAUAAAACAACAGAGAUUAUCCCUGAGAGGAUAUCCCUUAUACUUCUGUACACUUCUGACUCCUUAUGUUCAAUCUUUCCAGCCACUGUUUUCUUGGUUCAUAAAUACUGACAUAUCUCACUAGAGAGGCAUUACUGAGCCAUCCGGGUCACGGCACCAAGUGGGUAGAAGUGCAGAAACAGUGAGUCAGUGAUCCAGGAGACUUCAGAUCUUCAGAUGUUUUCCCGCUUCGAGAAUCUUCAGCUCAGUUAUUUAGCGAGAAAAGUUUCUGCUCAAAGCUACAGAUUGCACAGGCUCUGUAUGUGUAGUGAAAAGGUGGAAGAAAGGAAGGAAGGAAGGGCUAAAGGAGAUCUGGGAGUCCUUUCAGCUAUCAGCUCACGUCGUGAUGUUUUCAGUCACAGUGACAUUGUACCAAAGUGCAAGAAAGACAAAUACAGCUUAUGGAGAAACGACUGAGAAAUAACUGAACAUGCGGGAUAUAAAAGAAUAAUAAUUCGUUCAGUAGUUUAUAAGUUCUUAAUGAAGAUAUGUGCAGAACCUCAGUCCCUCCAGGAUUUUGUGGAGAUUUUUUAUUUUUUAAUAUGUCUUUAGAAUAUUGUGGAGCUCGAUUUUGUGUUCAUUUUUGCAGAAUCAUGAAAUCCUGGAGGGUCUGGAACCCGAGCCACCUUCAAUAGAUAGCAAGAAAUAAAUUUAAACAUAGCUAAUGAUCAUUUCACCAAGCGAAAAAUACGGUUAAAGCUCAUUUUUCUUUCGAAGGUUCGGACUAGAAUUUCAAGCGACUAAGAAACAUUAAUUAUCCACAAACAAAACCCUUUGCUAGUAGAAAAACUUGCGAGUAUCCUGUACUCUAAUUCUGUAGAAGAAAAUUGGAAGAAAAAUCAUUACUGUAUCAAUUUCAGUUUGGAAAAAUAAUAAUAAAGACAGGUUCCUGUCACAACCAUUUUCCAAUAACACAGUGCUUUAUUCCUCUUAUACCUCAGCAGUCUGCCAAUUACAGUCUUUUUUAUUUACGGUGGAAGCAGCUAGGAACAGUUGUUUCCUGCCUGUUUCUGUCUCUCCUGAAGAGCCUGUCUCCUGAAGGGUGCCGGAAAACUGACCGUUACCGUUAGCACUAACACUGGAGACUCCUUCCUUAAAUGUAAACAAAACAAACAUCAACAUAUCAGCGUUUACAGGUGCCAAAUAGCAUUUUUGUAAUUAGCAGUAGAUUAUACCUAGUGUCUGCUGUACAGUAGAAGUUCCUGAGAACGAACAGUUGCUAUAGAAACGAUAAAAGGUAUUAAAGCCAGCGUAUUGAUAUGCCUUGCAGCCGGAACUCCUUUCAGAGCUGAGAGAAUGAAUAAAGUAUGGAUGUUAUUAUUAAAUAAAAUGUUAGCUUGCUUCUCUUGGAACCACGAUGUUUGGAAAAAUAGGGUUAUAUUUUUCUACUAUUUGGUUCUUUAACAGAACCUCGCCUUGUUGGCGUACUAUACAAGAUCAAAUCAGGACUUUUCUCUUUCCUACGACCCCCGCUUUCAUUUUCCUCCCAAUUUUUUUCACCUAAUGAUUGUGUAAAACUGUUUCUUUAUUGUGGUGCUACAGUUGUUGUUGUUGUAUUAUGAUUUUGUAUUAUUUUGCUGUGCGAGGGCAGGAUGGAGGCUAGAAUAAGAAGAAGAAAAGGAGGAGGAGCUUGACGGUGCUAACAGCCUGAAGGCUUAUCCUGGUGCUAAUCCUGGUGCUAAUCCUUACUUAACAUGCAGUAUCUUAUCUACUAUCUGUCCGGGGCGUGGCUGUGGCCGGGGGUUGAAGUGGAAGCGUUAGUGAAUUUAUUCUCCGCCUCUUCCUGUCCUCACUGUAUGUAUAGUAUAUGUGGUACUAAUUUUAUACACUGUACAGUUAUUUACAGAUAUUUGAAUAAUAGUUGGAUGAGAAAAAAAACAACAACAAUGUGUGUAAAAUGUAUUUGUAAAAACCAAUCAACGGAAAAAUAAAAUCCAAACGAGCAGAAAAAAGCAAAGCGCUGUGGUCCGAAUCGUCAGGGAAAAGAGCAUCAGAAUCGGUGAUGUUUUCUCUAAAGACAAGAGACAAGGCCGUGUCUUCAUUACCAGUUACCGCACUCUUUCUCUCAUUCUGGCCCCCCCUCCAUUUUUUUCUUCUUCUUCUUCUCCGUGUGCUUGUAAUCAGCAUCACUUCCCACCUCGCAGAUGUAAUCAACUCUGAUUCACUCCCUAGUUCAUUUAUUUCAAUUAACUUUUGUUUCUGUCCCCAGGAGAGCGACUGAAGAGAGUCAGACAUACAGACUGGGAUGUGUGUGUGUGUGUGUGUGUGUGUUCAUGCGUGGGUAAUGAAAUAGCUCUGGAUUAGAAAGUGAGCCAGUGAGAAUUAACCAUACCUGUGGAGAAACAUGAUGAAAUAGCGAAGGGAAUUAAAUAUCCCUCCCACGGCC